CUAGCAGAGAUUUCGAAUGUUGAAUAACAAAAUUUAUUUUAAUUUUUGUAUAAUAAAUGGAUUAAUUUAUUUGUUUUAUUUUUCAGGUGCAAAAUAUUAUAUUCAAUAUGCUAAAGAAUAAUUUUUACUACGUUGGUCAACAUUAAGUCGUUUAAGUGAAUAUGGUCGUAAAACAACAAUUCAAUUAAUUCAACCUUAUUAUGAACUUGAUCAAUUUCUUAUAUUUAUUGAAAAAAAUUUACCAUUAUUAAAAUCUCUUGAAAAUCGUUAUUUAACAAAUAAUAAAAAUGAUACAACAAUACGAUAUUUAUUUCUUGAACGUAUACAUUAUAAUUUAUUAUCACAAUGGCAAUUAUCAGAUGUUAUACGUAGUUCAAUACAAACAUGGGAUGAUAUUGUUACAAAUCGAUCAUUAUUUUUAGAUGUAUAUAUCAAAAAUUUAAUAUUUUUUUUAAAAAUAUUGAUUAGAAGAUUUCUACAUGUUUGAAAUAUAUGAAGAAUUAUAAUACACUAUGACGUAUUGCAUAUAGGAAGCUGCAAGUUCGAAUUCACAAAAAACAUGGACCUGUAGCCUCGGAGUUGCAUAACGAUGAAAAUCAAUUGAGUUUUUUUUUUUAUUUAAAAAGAAAAGAUGGUCAUAGUUUUUAAAUCAACUUUUGUUAGUAUAUGAUUAAAUUAGACAUAUUUUAUUUAUUGUCAAUAUGUUAAUUUUAUCAUAAAGAGAAAUAGACAAUAGUGAAAAAAAACAGAAAUGGUUGAUGUUAUUUUAUUUUUUAAAUAAAUCGAUUAAAGACUAUUUCAGUUGAUAAAAUGUUGUUGUCUGUUGUAUUGAGAUUUUAUAUAAGUUUAUUUUUAUGACGAUCUAUUCAAUUAGAAAACAAAUUUUACUUAUUCAAACAAUAAAUACAAUAGAUUCAGUCUGGAUUAAUAUAUGCUUACAAAAUUAUUGCCGUACAUCGAAUAUUUCAUAUAGAUCGAAGAAUUUCAUAGAGUAAUUCUAUUAAAUCUGUAUCGAUUAUUUGCCAGAUUCGUUUCUAGUUAUUUAAUCUAAUAAAAGAAGUUU
Rotaria sordida is the source of this 1063-nucleotide messenger RNA. The record is from the annotation of a GenBank genome assembly. Lineage: Eukaryota; Metazoa; Rotifera; Eurotatoria; Philodinida; Philodinidae.